Molecule: messenger RNA, 1819 nt
Organism: Oryza sativa Japonica Group (Japanese rice)
Lineage: Eukaryota; Viridiplantae; Streptophyta; Magnoliopsida; Poales; Poaceae
Product: plant UBX domain-containing protein 7
Biological process (GO): proteasome-mediated ubiquitin-dependent protein catabolic process
Cellular component (GO): nucleus
Molecular function (GO): ubiquitin binding
Source: RefSeq, a predicted model, not a curated record
AUCGCAUCGCAUCGCACAUUCGCACUCGUCUCGUCUUACUCACCCCGCACGUUUCCACUUCCCCUCUCCCCCACCUCACCAACACUCCUCGCCGUCCCACCAAACCCUACUAACCGCCGCGCGCGAGAGGGUCCCAUCCCCGACUUCGCCGCCAUGGCCGGCGCUCCCCCGACGGAGGCGGAGAAGGAGUCCCUCGUCACCUCCUUCCUCGAGAUCGCCGCCGGCCAGACGCCCGAGACGGCCACCCAGUUCCUCCAGAUGACGAGCUGGCAUCUGGAGGAGGCGUUGCAGCUGUUCUACAUCGACGGCGAGGCCGCCCUUGCGGCGCAUCCGGCCCCAUCGCCGGCUGCUGCGGCGGAAGCGGCGGCGGCGGCGGUGGCAGCAGCUGCUGAGGUGGAGGACGCGAUGAGGUUCGCUCCGCCCCCAGCUGCUGCACUGGGUGAUGGAAUGCUGCAGGGACUUGGGGAGGAAGAGGAUGUGCGGGCACCGCUGCCCACAAAGCGGGAGACUCUCUACGGCGAUGCCCCCAUGGUCGUCGUUCGGCCUAAUUCAACAGUUGCAUUUCGUAACUUUGAAGAGGAGUCAAGGCAAUCUGCUGUUUGGGAUUCUGAGCAGAAUGCUGCAUCUAGUUCUCGUGAUAAUCUGGCGGCAUUGUAUCGUCCACCAUUUGCUUUGAUGUUCAAUGGACCCUUCGACAAGGCAAAGUUAGAGGCUUCUGUUCUGGACAAGUGGCUCUUGAUCAAUUUGCAAUCGACUGAAGAGUUCAGCUCUCACAUGCUUAAUCGGGACACUUGGGCUAAUGAGGCUGUGGCUCAGACAAUUCGAUCGAACUUUAUUUUCUGGCAGGUUUACCAUGACACCAGUGAGGGGAGGAAGGUAUGCACCUACUACAAUUUGGUCUCUGUUCCUGCCAUUCUUCUGAUUGACCCUAUCACUGGGCAAAAAAUGCGUGGGUGGAAUGGAAUGAUUCACCCGGACCGUUUGCUGGAGGAUUUGAUGCCUUACCUGGACAAAGGUCCAAAGGAGCACCAUGCAGCUCAACCUCAAAAACGGCCAAGAAAAGUUGAUCAGGAAACUUCUAUCGGCAAACAAGGUAAAACCCCUGUACCCGUAGUAGCCACAGAGGAUGAAGACGAAGAACUAGCACGGGCAGUAGCGGCUUCUCUUGAGGAGAGUAAAGGCUCUGACACUAGUGAGGAAAAGAUUGAACCUGAGGUAGAAAAUGAGCCUAGCCUGAGUGCUAAGCUGAACUAUCCUCCUCUCCCUGAAGAACCCAAAGGAAGUCGGGAGCUUUUGUGCAGAGUUGCAAUUCGCCUACCUGAUGGUAGGAGGAUCCAGAGGAAUUUCCUUCACACGGAUCCUAUUAAGCUCCUGUGGUCAUUCUGCUAUCCUCAAGUGGAGGACGGGGAUAAGAAGGCUUUCCAUUUCGUACAGCCCAUUCCUAGGGCAUCCACAAACCUGGAGUACGAGAGUGAUAAAACUUUCAAAGAAGCCGGGUUGGCCAACUCGAUGAUCAACCUUUUGUGGGACUAAAAGCCUAUUUUAUCAACUCAUGUUAUUUCUUUAUUGGCUCCAAGUCAAGAUUAUCGAGUGAUUUUCUGUGAGGGUUCAUAAUUGCUUCUCUUAUUUUUCUUUUUCCCUCCUGGUGCUUGGAGCCAAAUGACGAAUCUGGUUUCUUUGGUGUGGAAAUGCCCAUAUUCCUUUUGUAGUGGUUCCUAGUAUGUUUAUAGAACUCUUGAGUAGGUUUACUCCAGUUCUCUUUUAAUGCAUAUAAUAUUAUUAUACCUGAACAGAUGCUGAUAAAAUCUUGUUCUUCUUA